Ruditapes philippinarum (Manila clam) is the source of this 895-nucleotide messenger RNA. RefSeq names its product integumentary mucin C.1-like. Lineage: Eukaryota; Metazoa; Mollusca; Bivalvia; Venerida; Veneridae. The transcript has 2 exons. The record is from RefSeq and is a predicted model, not a curated record. Bases 1 to 798 code for a protein of 265 amino acids.
AUGGUGCUUGUAUUUCGCUAUGGAUGUGGAACCACAAAAGGCCCCGCCUGUUUCACCGACUGUGCUGACCACAUGAUGAACGAAACCUGCCCGCUGACGACGCCAAAACCACCCGACGUCAUCACAUUCACUGGGUUUAACGAGCGAAAAUGUCAAACUCUUGAUGCCAAUGGAACCGCGAUCAGUCUAAACUGCACAACCGGUGCGUCCGCGGCAUUACCGUCAACGACGGAAAAUGAAACAACCGAAUCGACAGUUACAACUACGUCGCCAACAACAACAACAAAACCUACAACAACAACAACUGCAACAGAAACAACAACUUCUACGGCAACAACAACAACAACAACACAGGAAUCUACGUCAGAAAGUUUAUCUACCUCACAAACUGUCUCAUCAAACGUUAUAAGCACAAUUAUUGACACUCAUUUGACCAAAAGUACUAAAAUCCAGUCAACAAAACCGCAUGUGCGAAACACUGUACCGGAAUCGACGAAAAACCAUUCUUCUGGCCUUAAAAAUGACACUGUUACGCCAUCGACUACCCCGAGUGAGGGGGUUUCAAGUGUAGCAGUAGAUCCAGCGGCUUACUGGCCCGGGAUUGUGGGAGGUGUCCUCGGAGGGGUAGCCGUAUUUGCUGCCGCAGGAUUCAUCUGUUACUGGAAUAGGCAAAAAAAACUUCAAAAAAGACAAGAGAUAUACAACGUUAAUCCAAAAAUAUUGAGAAAUUUUGAAGAAUUCGAAGAAAAUGGCACUUCCGGUAGAGCAGACGUUCCCAUGGAAACAGAACAAUACUAAAAAAUGUGUAAAAAUAUUUCAUGUAAAUAGUGUACUAUAUUUUGCGAUAAUGUUAUAUAUAUGUAAAGAAUUUAUUUACCAUAUUGUUGAAAAUAAA